AUGCUGGUGCACAACGAGGACUCACGCUUCGUCUACCAGCGCGCAACGCCGGCGCAAAUCACCAAGCACUUUGAGAACAAUAGCCAGAUGUGGGCGGCGCCGCUGUCGACAAGCGACUACAAAGACCUGCACAUGCACCUGUCCGAGACCGAGGCUAGCAUUGGCCAGACGGCAUACUGGGUGCUCUUUGACCGAGAGGCGCCCGAGACUAUCAUCUCGAGCUGCACCACGUAUCUGCGCGACGCCAUGGUCAACGCGGGCCAGGGCAUGAGGCCCGUCAGGGCCGCCGUCGUCACCGACAUCUUCACACUGCCCGACUACCGCCGCAAGGGCAUGGCGACGAUGCUGUUGAGCAAGGUACAGCAGACGCUGGACGAGGUCGUCAAGAGGAUCGAGUUCAGCGUGCUCUACAGCGACCUGCGGCCCGAGUUCUACGGCGGCCUGGGCUGGACGCCUCAGCCGGCACGACACCUCCGCAUCGUCAUCGGCAAGGCCCUCGUCGAGAUGCCGCUCGAGACGGACGAGCUCAAGUACACGCGCGUGCCGCGGCUGGUGGAGCUGGGCAAGAAGGACGUCAACAUGGCCAAGCUCCGGCUCUCGGGGCUCCGCGACGACGGCAACAGCAAGACGCACGCCCAGCUGAUGCCGACGCAGAGGCUCAUGAGGUGGCACAUAGUGCGCUCCGGCAUCCUCAAGAAGAAGCACCUUGCCAAUCGCCAGACCGGCGAGGAGCGCCCUAGCCUGCACGGGGCGACGUCCAAGAACCGCGAGACUGGCACCGAGGCGUGGGUGUGGUGGACGCACGACCUGCGGUCGCGCAGGCUCUACAUCGGGCGGCUCGUUUCGACGCGGGUGCGCGGCAUGGAGAGGGAGAUCAAGAAGGUGCUCGGGAUGGCGGCGGCCGAGGCGAGCCAGCUGGGGUUUCGCGAGGUUGUGGUGUGGGAGCCGGCCGAGCAGACGGUCGCGGCGGCGGCGCUGCUGGUCGAGGAGCUGGGACAGGGCGCGCGGACGGUCGAGGAGGAGAGGCCGGACAUGGUGCCGUGUCUUCGGUGGCACGGGGGGGAGCAGCGCGAGGGCGGCCUGGUGGAUGCGCAGUUUUACGGCUGGUCGUGA
Hirsutella rhossiliensis is the source of this 1113-nucleotide messenger RNA. Its product is annotated as acetyltransferase (GNAT) domain-containing protein. The transcript has a single exon. Bases 1 to 1113 code for a protein of 370 amino acids. Gene Ontology annotation, molecular function: acyltransferase activity, transferring groups other than amino-acyl groups. The record is from RefSeq and is a predicted model, not a curated record. NCBI's taxonomy places the organism in Eukaryota, Fungi, Ascomycota, Sordariomycetes, Hypocreales, Ophiocordycipitaceae.